Molecule: messenger RNA, 6408 nt
Organism: Scatophagus argus
Lineage: Eukaryota; Metazoa; Chordata; Actinopteri; Scatophagidae
Product: DNA damage-regulated autophagy modulator protein 2-like
Exons: 8
Coding region: 514-1341 (275 amino acids)
Biological process (GO): regulation of autophagy; photoreceptor cell maintenance
Cellular component (GO): lysosome
Source: RefSeq, a predicted model, not a curated record
CCGGUGAAGCUGUGAAUGGAGGACCCUCUGAUUAGGUUCACUCUCAUCAAGUACAUGAACUGUCUUAGGACGGAUGUUACUGAGUGUUAAACUGAUUUAUGACAGAUCGGAAUAUUAAAAUGCCCUGUACUUUUACAGGUUGUUAAAUUUGCAGAUUAUUUUCUCUCUUUUUUUUUGCUAUUCAAUGUCAAACAGUAAUAAAACAUGACUUUUUCACAGGAAAGAAAGCAGUUUUGCUUGGAAAAAUUUGAUUGGUCAAAAUAGUAGUUAUUUUCUGCCAGUCAUCGAAGUGUUAAAACAGUCCCAUCCAUCCAUUUGUACUCACAAAGACGGAUAAUCACAUAUGCUCACACAGUCACGCUGAGGGGCAGCGAAGCGCAGCCAGUUAACACAAUGUGCGUGUUUUGGGGACUGUGGGAGGAAGCCCACGCAGGUACAGCGUGCUAACUCCGCCCAGACCGGGAUUUGAGCCCAGAACCCUCAUGUUGACAGCGCACACACAGUGAGGUGGCCAUGUGGUGGUUCCAGCAGGGUCUGUGCUUCCUGCCCGCGGCGCUGGUCGUCUGGACGGCGGCGUCUUUCGUCUUUGCUUACAUCACAGCAGUGGUGCUGAAACAUGUGGAUCCUCUGGUGCCUUACAUCAGUGACACAGGAACGUUGGCGCCAGAGAGGUGUGUGUUUGGCAUCAUGCUGGAUGUGUCAGCUUUUUUAGGUAUGGCAACAGUGUAUGUGCGUUACAAACAGGUGGAGGCUCUGACAGGUGACACUGAGGUCAAACUCCACAGGCUGAACUUCUCUGGGCUGCUGCUCGGCUUAAUCAGCUCCUUUGGGAUGUGUGUGGUCGCCAACUUCCAGAAGACCACUCUGUUCUCCAUGCACAUAGUGGGGGCGGUGCUGACCUUCGGGGUCGGGGCUCUCUACAUCCUGAUUCAGACGGUGCUCUCAUUCUACAUGCAACCUCACAUCCACAGCAAGUUCAUCUACCUGGUCCGCCUCAGCAUAGGAGGCUGGACGCUGUGCAGCAUCAUCAGCAUGUUUGUAUCGUCUGUUAUCAUGUACAGCAGUCUGCGGGGAGUGGACGUAGUUGACAAACUGCACUGGACUCCUGGAGAGACGGGCUACACGGCUCAUAUUGUGAGCACUGUGUCUGAAUGGUCUCUGGCCCUCUCCUUCAUCAGCUUCUUCUUCACUUACGUCAGAGAUUUUCAGAAAAUUGAUUUGCGAGCAGAGGUAGCUUUGCAGUGCAGCCACCUGUACGACUCGCCACACGGAGGCAUCACGGCGUCCCAGCACAAACGGGAAGCCAAUGAGUCAUCUCCACUCCUGGCAGGAGGAAUUUGACCUGCAGAGGAACAUCCCACAAUGGCUUUUUACAACAGUUUUCCACUUUUCUAUUGAAAGGCUUUUUAUAAGGUUUUUGUAAAGCUGGUGUAUCGGCUCUAAAAGAGCGAGUACAAAGAAACAUUAUGCUCUCUUCCCUCCGUUGUUGGAAGAAGGAUAUUUUUAUGACCCUUUAAACCCAAAUAUGAUGCUUUGCACUUUUAUCCUCAAACUGCAUCAGUCCCUCAGGGACUUUGUCUGCUUCAGCACUGCACUUUUUUUUCUUUUUUUUUGUUCAAUUAUACUUUAAUUUUUUAAAAUGUCCCGCUUUGUUUUUUAUUAUACCUGCUCUUCCUGCAUGUGUUUCUCUGGGGGUCGUGUGGAGCAUUUAAAAAAAAAAAAAAUCAUUUGAAAUUUCAUGCAGAUAAACUGAGUUUCCAGCCGGUGUACAGUACAUAACAUUGUUUUGUAUUUUUGGGAUUGUCUUGAAGGCAGUUCCAAUUCUGUGCUUUCUUUUGGGGGUUUUUUAAGGUUGUUAACAGUAAAUAUCCACACAGAACAUUACAGUACAGUUUCCGGUUUUUACUGCGAAGGCCAAAGAUAUACUCCAGAGGCUAUGUUUCAGAAUUCCCCUAAGACCUUGAGUUUACCUUGCACUCAACUUUGUUCCCCUGUGGGUGGCGCUAAUCAGUAGUUGUAGAACUGGUCUGACUGUAACGAUGGAACAGCUCCCCCUGCUGGAGAACCAGCGGCCUGACAAACACCUGUGUGGUAACAGGUGCUGUGAUGUGCCACCAAAGUAAUGAUAUAUUUUAAGAGUGCGACGUUAUAAACAGCAUUACUUUGCCAAUUAAUCAUUAUAUUCCUUUGUUUUUUGUUACAAAAGCUAUUAUUUAAUCUUCUAGUGCUGAUGUUAAUUCCUCUUUCUAAUGUGUUUUCUUAUUUCAGACCACAGUUCAUUUGUAUACCGCAUUAACAUUUACAGUUUUUUUUUUGUUUUUUUUUUAUUUUUUACCAAAACGCAAUGUAUGUCUCUUUUAGGUCUAAAAGGUGUCAAUAGCAUUGCUUCAUAGCACUACAAGUGGUCAGAAACUCCACAGGGGACCAUCAGAAACAGCUCUGUUGAAUAUGAAGAGAUGUGAGCAUCUAAAGUGAUUGGUCAGACUCCUGCUGCCUAUGAACUGCGAACAUAUCUGCAUUUUAACAAUGCUGAACUCAACAUCCAGACUUGACUUGAUACUGUACUGUUUUGAUGGUGACUGUUUCUGUUGUUCAUGUUAAGAUGAUAAAGAUUUACAUCUUGUUUUUAUUUGUAUAAUCACACUUUGUCUAUUUCAGUUUAGUAUAAACAUUUUUAUAAUUAAUUCUGAUUUAAAGCUGCACUAAUCAUUAUUUUGAUUUUAUAAUGGUAAAACUUUGGUUGUAGAGAAUUCUCUGCACCAUUCAGAGCUACAAACGAGCCUCAAAUGCGCCAACAGUGGGAUGAUCGUAUUGCUGCUCAUAAUACCUUAGCAGCUGUGUUUUCAGCUUGUUCUGCUGCCCAGAAGUGGCCAAAACUUAGGGCUCAGUGAAAGCCUGAUCCAAACUUGUUCAGCAGGUGUUUACAUUAAUCACAACUCUGUAAUACAUUCUAUUAUAACUUAUUAAUACGUAAUAAGUUCUUUGGGUUUGUCAUUAACUCACACAGUCCUGCUGCCGAUUCUGACCUGAAAAGGAUUCAACAUGUAUAACACCUAAUCUAUAUGUGACAUGAAAAAAAUGAGAGUAUAUCCACUUACCUUCAUCCAGGAUUUUAGAAAUACUUAAGUCCAAUUAUAUUACUGAUACAUUAACUGAUUAAAAACACUUUGGGGAUUCAAAACCUUGUGACUAUGUGUUUCUGUAUCAGUGCACAGAAGGAAAACUUGCAUCUGCAAAUAGACAAGGCGCUUGUGCUUUUGACAGGACAUGAUCUAAACAUUAAUGCAGUUGUCCUUGGCUAGGUUUUAACUUUAGCUAGCUUAGUUAGUUUUGAACUACCCCUUGAGGAUUUGUCAACAAUAGCAGAACAUUGUUUGACCCAAACACUGUAAAUUCAGAGUACAAUAAGCCAAAAGUUGGACCUUUGAAUCCCAAGAAACACUGUUAAACAUGAUGUACAAUUUAUUAACUGCAGGUCACAAUGAUUCCAUAAAGAUGGAUGACAUGACAUCUCCCCAAAAGUAAAGCUAAAACAUCACCGCACAGGUCAAAAUAUUUCCAAAAGAUGGUUUCUGUUUUAGAUAGUUCUUAAUACACUGAUAAGUUUAGUUUUAGUUAGUUACUUGAUGUUAUAAAAAAAGCAAAACAUUAUCAUUGAAUCUGAUUGACAACAGAGUGCUGCUCAUGAUUGGGUUGGGCAGGCUGGAACUCAAGUGAACAAACACAACUGCAUGAUUCUGGCUCCAAAUGAUGUCAUCAGCGCAAGAUGGCAGCACUCAUAUGCAGACUUCAUUUUUGUACAGUGAGAGGAUAAAAACAUGUGUUGUCCAUCCUUAUGUCAAUGGCUAGAGAGAUUUUUUUUUUUCUUUCUGAUACUUGUGGUGCUCUGGACAUUCAUGAGGUAAUCUAGUAAGAGUAGUAAAGGAGUUUGUUGAGUACAGCAAGCAAUUCAGCACCUUUUCUCAUUAUUUCACCUUAUUUUCAACCACAACAAAACAAAGUCAAUCAAAAUCCCACACAGAUGGAAGCAAAUACAGUUUUAAUUUUCUCAUAAAACUAUGACAUUUCUAUGCAAAGCAAACAUCUUAAAAGAUCACUCCCAAGUGGUUUGAAAACAAAACGAGGCAGUGCAUCUUUUAAACUGACAGGCAUAACCUUUGGCAAACUGAUUUCAUAUUAUUCAGACGACCCACUGAAACCCUUAUCAACCACAAAAUAUUUCAGCUUCACAGCUUCAUGGUGAUGCUAACCUGCCUGCACUCUACUGAUCACCACAACUGAUCAAAGCAUAACAAUAUUACAACACAUUAUAAUUAAAAUGAAUGGCUUGAACAUAUAUAUUACAUACAAUCAGAAUAAUAAAUAAAGACACUGGAAAUAGAGAAGCAGCAUUGUUUGUUAAAUCAGUAAAAUCACAAUUAAAAAGAAUAUCUGAAGCUGAUCUUGACAAACAUGAAGGAUAUAAAUGAAUGAUGAUGCUGUGAGUUAGGUUAAGUAAUGAGUUAAAGGGUCAAUUCGUCCAAAUUACAAAGCAUACACAUCUUCUCUUUUCCCUCUCCAAUCAAAUGCUUGCAGUUAUAAGAUUUGUGCUUUUUCGGGGUAUUUUCUGAAGGAAAAACAACUUUUACUCAGCUGGAAAGAAUUGUGUUUACACCAAAAUGAAUCUCUCAGCUGAUGUGUGUACCAUUUUUCCUUGUGCAGGACAAACAACGCCCUAGCAGUGGAAUGUGUGUUGUUGCAUGAGAAUCAACGCAAACUGUCGAGGUGAUCUCUCAAUGACAAAUGGUGACAGUGAGCAGUAUUAAAGCAGCUUUCUUCUGUAAUAUCUCAAAUGUGAGCUACAUUAGCGAUUUCUCUCUAGAGAAGCUGUCUUCUGCAAACAAACCAUGGAAGUCAUCAACAAGAAGCACAUGACUUUAUGUUCUUUUCAGUCACUUUUUGUUUUUGCAAAUUGAGGGUCAGGCCAGAGGGCAUCAUAUGUUGUAAAGCUCCUCGAGGCGAACUGGCAUACCUGAUAUUGGGCCAUAUAAAUAAAAUUAAGUUGACUAAACAAGUCUGGAUGGAGUCUGGACAGAUGGAGAAAACAAUUACAAUAUUUGUCAGAAAAAUCACUGUGAACUGUGACAUUGUGUACGAGGUACCACCAGAAAAUUGUGGCACAUGUGUAACUUGUGUAAACUGACCCUUGAACAUCAAACAACGAGCCAGAUGAGAAGCAAUAAAAGUGCAGAUGUAUCUCACAACUUCAGGAGGUAGUGAACGUCCAACAUGUACAAACACCAAAAACACUUCAUUCCUUGAGUGCACUGCAGAAAGAUGCAAAGAUGAACAUAUCGAGCAAGGGUCAGGCCUUAUCCAACUCCCUGUGUUAACUAGCUUAUUGUAAUAUCCAGGGCUGCAGGUGUCCUGAUAAUCAGACAGAAUAUCUACUAUCUACUGUUUCUUUUCAUUCUUCAGUCUGUCUUGGUCUUCAUGUUAGCUGUGAGAUUGCGAGGGGCAGUGACUAAUCUGUCCUGUUAACAUCACGUUAAGUCGACACAAAUCAGCAUUUCCUCGCAGCAGCUCACCUCAAGCCCCCCUCAGCAGUUAGAAAUGUUUUUCUUCCUGUUCCUCCAGUUGAAUAUUUGAGUUUCACUGUCUGUGCAGUCUGACACUAUUCACAUUUAUAGCUCAGAAUGUAAAUUUGUGAUUUUAGGAGGCAGAGCCUACGAUCUUGAUUCGGGACAUCGCAAAGGGUUUGGAAGCCGUUUCUGGUCCAGUACUCAGCAUACAUAAGAGCGAUGAGGAAACUUGAAGUUUCUUGUGUCCAGCAGCUAAACUUGUGAAAUGACACAUUUUUGCAUAUUCAUACAUUCUGUUCAUUUUUUUGUUUGUUUGUUUGCCUAAAUGAGGGAAAAGGACAUGAUAAUUUAUUCCUUUAAGCGAAUUUACAUUAACAUUUCGUCCAAAUUAAAUGUCCCCAUACUCAAUCCCAAGCUACAAAGCUCUGACUAGUUACAGAGGCCACAGGCGUCAAUGAGCACAACACCACACCUGUUUUUAAAUCAGCGAACAGGUCGCAUAUGUGGGCCGUGAUUUAGAGUUCUGGAACCAGACGAAUGCCAAAGCACUAAGAGUUUCACUACCUUCUGAAAGAGAAAUACACCCAAUGAGUUCUUCUUUUGUUUUUUUUUUUAAAGCGCUAAAGAUCUGCUUGAAACUAUGGCACAAGUGCAGCACAUCCAACACAUCUGAGAGUCACAGAGUUUAAAGUGUGUUGAUGUUGUUGUUGCUGUUAUACAUAAAGGACAAACUCAAAAAGUCGCUUUUAAAUCCUCUAGACCUUUGAAGUCAAGCAUGCAGUGGUUUCCAGUUUUCUGAGGACAAUGGAAGGCUAACCAGAUGGGUGCAGCAUCAAAAAGAGAAAAA